CAUUAUUACAAAAGCAAAACCACACUCUAAAAAGCCACUCACUAAAAACACUGGUCAGUAAACAGAGAAGAAGAACAAGCUAUGUCGUCUCACUCCUCUAUCUUCUUCUUCUCUGACCUUUAAACAAGCAAAAAAACCCCUAAAAUCUCCAAAUCCAUACUAUCAGUUCUUACAAUGAUGCUUCAAAGAAGCUGCAUUGUACUUUUCUCACUUUCUCUGUUUGUUCCACACAUGGGUUUCGCCAUGCUCAACAAAACUCUCCUUCUCAUACCACAUCCCGACCCAGAGCUAGUCGCUCAUGAUGUUCAUUGGAGGGUUAAUGCCUCUAUAUGGAGACGUCAAGCUAUGGAUACGACGGACCAGGCCGGUUCAAACCAGUGCUUCACGGGUAACCCAAUCGAUGACUGUUGGAAAUGUGACACAAACUGGCCUAAUAACCGACAAAGGCUAGCCGAUUGUGGAAUCGGUUUCGGACAGUAUGCCUUGGGAGGCAAAGGCGGCCGGUUUUACUUCGUCACUGAUUCCUCCGACGAUGAUGUCGUCGACCCUAAACCGGGCACUCUCAGAUAUGGAGUGAUACAAGUAGAGCCACUGUGGAUAGUGUUCCCAAGCAACAUGAUGAUAAAAUUAAAGCAUGAGCUAAUAUUCAACAGUUACAAGACUCUUGAUGGAAGAGGAGCUAAUGUUCAUAUUGUUGGUGGUGGUUGCAUCACCCUUCAAUAUGUCUCCAAUAUCAUCAUUCACAACAUUCAUAUCCACCAUUGUCACCCAUCCGGGAAUACUAACAUACGGUCAAGUCCAACGCACUACGGAUUAAGAACGGAAUCGGACGGUGAUGGUAUCUCCAUCUUUGGAUCAAAGGACAUAUGGAUCGACCAUUGUUCUCUAUCAAGAUGUAAAGAUGGUUUGAUAGAUGCUGUGAUGGGAUCCACAGGGAUUACAAUAUCGAACAACUUCUUCUCACACCACAAUGAAGUCAUGCUUCUUGGUCACAGCGAUCACUACGAGCCAGACAGUGGCAUGCAGGUAACCAUUGCAUUUAAUCACUUCGGAGAUAAAUUGGUACAAAGGAUGCCUAGGUGUAGACGUGGAUACAUCCAUGUGGUUAACAAUGAUUUUACUCAAUGGGAAAUGUAUGCGAUUGGCGGUAGCGGUAACCCAACUAUUAAUAGUCAGGGUAACCGCUAUACGGCCCCAACCAACCCGUUUGCGAAAGAGGUGACUAAAAGAGUAGAAACGCCUGAUGGCGAUUGGAAAGGGUGGAACUGGAGAUCGGAGGGAGACAUCUUGGUUAAUGGAGCGUUCUUCGUGGCAUCUGGAGAAGGUGCUGAGAUGAGGUACGAGAAGGCGUAUAGCGUCGACCCUAAAUCUGCCGCGUUCAUCGACCAAAUCACAUUUCAUUGCGGCGUUCUUGGCGUUGGUGGCAGGAAUAACAAUUUGGGGAUGUGGACUACUACUGGAUCCGAAGGUAGUGGCGGUUUAGAUUCUUAUAAUGACUACAACGAUGAAAUGUCUGGCACCUGUUCAACCAACCGGUUAUCUUUGUCGGUUAUUGUUAUAGCUUUCAUGUUCAAUUUGAUGUCAUAUUUGUUCAUGUUGUUGUAACGUGAAUUUACCAAUUUUAUCAAGGAACAAGAAAAAAAUUGUUUCCAAACUCACUUUUGUGUAUUAAUUUCUUGUAAUGCCCAUGUUAUUUCUUUCAAA
Molecule: messenger RNA, 1704 nt
Organism: Brassica napus (rape)
Lineage: Eukaryota; Viridiplantae; Streptophyta; Magnoliopsida; Brassicales; Brassicaceae
Product: probable pectate lyase 12
Exons: 7
Coding region: 175-1605 (476 amino acids)
Molecular function (GO): pectate lyase activity
Source: RefSeq, a predicted model, not a curated record